Leptomonas pyrrhocoris is the source of this 1344-nucleotide messenger RNA. RefSeq lists its product as hypothetical. The transcript has a single exon. Lineage: Eukaryota; Euglenozoa; Kinetoplastea; Trypanosomatida; Trypanosomatidae. The coding region runs from base 268 to 1344 and encodes 358 amino acids. The record is from RefSeq and is a predicted model, not a curated record.
GGCAAAAAGAAGACGGGUGUUUGUUGGUGCAGGCGCCCGGUCUGCGCAUCGAGACGGACGACCCUCCUCCACCGCAUUUCUGUUCGCUUCACGGCGUGUCUUUUGAGCGUUUCUGCCUCCUCCCUCUCCUCCGCACCUCUGCACUUCUCGUACGGCGGCGUAGACGAACUUGGCUACUACCAUCCUCUGCAAGCCUCUUCGCUGUUGCUGUUGUUUUUCGUAUUUUGGUUAUUCUCUCUCGUGUACUUUUUGUGGUAUUCAUUCGUCAUGUCGCACAGCACGGGAGAUGACAACUCUGUGGUGCAUCUCAGCUCGAGUGCCCACCUGCGUGGCGGCGCUCCGCUGACGACCCUCGGCCCGCGUCGCCCGCCCCUGUCUCGCUGGACCGUUGACGACGUUCAGCAGCACGUCUUCUUUGUGGUGUGGGUGUGCGGCAUCCCGGUGCACGUGCGCUACAUCGCCGAGCUGCUGCAGCACAGCACGGUGGGGAAGUCCCACGCAGGAGCCGCGUCGUCACCGAUGAACUACGCGGCGAUAGCCCAGCAGGUAAUUCUGGCCCCUGUGUGCGAGCGCGGCAGACGUGUGGGGACGACCUUGUGCGCCUGGCCAACGACGGGGGCUUUCGCGCCGCUCUCCACCGCCCUCUCGUUUCUCGUUCCGCUCGGCAUUGCCGAGGCCACAUCCACCGCGGCGAGAGCGAGCGCGGAAGACGAAGACGAAGAGGAGACACCAACAGAGAACACGGAUCGUCGUCGCAGCGCAGCAACAACACCGAACGUACAACCGGAAACGACCGUCACCCGUGAAGUGCGCUGCACCGAAGCGUCAGGAGGUGCCUCUGUCGUCCGCGCCGUUGCCGUGGAGCCGGAUGAGCACUUCGCCAACGUGAUGGCGUUGGCCUUAUACUCGCCUGCCGACAGAAGAGUAGCCCUCCGCGCCGCCCCCGCCUCCACCGCUGCGCCCUCCCACCUGUCCGAGCCGGUGGACCCUGCGUGGUGCUCGCGGGCCUACUGGACAGCCGUGCGCCAAGGCCAGCAGUGGGCGGAUCGCUUCGCAGCGUCCGAUGUGGCCGAGGACGACACAGACGGAGGGGGUGAGAAGAGUCCAGCGAAUCACGCGGCGCCUCCGUCCUGCACUCUCGUCCCUCCAGUCCCUGCAUCGUCCAGUGUGCGUGCAGAACGAAGACGCAGGCGCGGCGACGCCUCUCCGGCUCCGGCUCCGGUGGAGACGGUCAUCAUUGACGCAGAGGAGGGAGUUGAGGGGCCGUUGAAGCGCAACGGCACGUCCGCAUCGACGGUGAAGGCGGCGGAGCCCGUCAUUGUCGUUGACAGCGACGACGAGUAA